Cyclospora cayetanensis is the source of this 1212-nucleotide messenger RNA. RefSeq names its product probable dihydroorotase. Bases 1 to 1212 code for a protein of 403 amino acids. NCBI's taxonomy places the organism in Eukaryota, Apicomplexa, Conoidasida, Eucoccidiorida, Eimeriidae. Gene Ontology annotation, cellular component: cytoplasm. Gene Ontology annotation, molecular function: dihydroorotase activity. Gene Ontology annotation, biological process: pyrimidine nucleotide biosynthetic process; 'de novo' pyrimidine nucleobase biosynthetic process. The record is from RefSeq and is a predicted model, not a curated record. The transcript is spliced from 12 exons.
AUGGCAAGCCUCCCUUGUGGCUCCGCCUGCCCCGGCCGUCUGGUACUGCCCAUGGGAGAUGACAUGCACACGCACUUACGGCAAGGAAAACUGAUGGAGGCUGUCACCCCUCUAAUAAGGAGAGGCGGAUGCAACCGCGUCGUGGUAAUGCCGAACACCAUUCCACCCAUAGUGACCUGCGGCCAGGCUCUGGCGUACCGAGAGAAGCUUUUGCAGCAAGACUCAAAGGUGGACUAUCUAAUGACGCUCUACCUCUCCCCGGAGGUUGAUUGCAAGGAUAUCCUCGAGAAUGCGAAGAAGUCGCAUGUUGUCGGGGUCAAGUUGUAUCCGCGUGGGGUUACAACGAAUUCGGAUAGCGGCGUGGAGGAUCUGUCCGGGUUCCACCCCGUAUUCAAAACCUUAGAGACGUGCGGCCUGACUCUGCACAUCCACGGCGAACAAGUCGGCGCCGAGCUUCUCCGAGCAGAGGAGCUGUUUCUUCCUGCCUUUGAAGAGAUUCAUUCCAAGUACCCCGACUUGAAGAUCGUUUUUGAACAUAUUUCCACAGCCGCUGCAGUUCGCGCUGUCAGAGGCAAACGCAAUGUCGCGGCCACCAUCACUGCCCACCACCUCAGAUUGACCAUUGCAGACGUCUUGGCGUCCGAGGAGGUUGAACGGCACAUAAAGGAAGCUGCUUCUGGAGCUCGCUCGUUCCCCCCCACUGUCUGUUGCCCACAUAACUUUUGCAAGCCCAUAGCCAAGCUGCAGCAAGACCGCGAUGAACUGCUACGCGUUGUUCGAGAGGGAGAUCCGCAGUUUUUCCUCGGCUCGGACUCUGCCCCCCACCCCCGCCACAAGAAGGAGGCGGAGCCACCGGCUGCUGGUGUGUUUACGCAGCCGCUUCUUCUCGCGGUGAGCACGCCACUCCUCCGUAUGGCAGUCCCACCUGUUCAAGAUUUAGCGUGCGGAGCUGCAGCCUGCUGCCCUUUCUGCGCGCAGUAUCUCGCCGAUACUUUGUCGCGUGCAGGGUGUCUGAAGAACCUGCGGGCUUUUGCCUGCGAGCUGGUGGAGGGCGAAGACUGCGUGGUACUGGACCCGACGCCAUGCCGUGUCCCUAGCGUCUUUGGCGAAGAAGAAGGCCUGGCAGAGGAAUUAGUGCCUUUUUUAGCCGGCGAAGAGCUCGCCUUCUCUGCUAGGAUAGUGCCCUUCACAGAGAGUCUGCUAGAGAAAUAA